Molecule: messenger RNA, 1225 nt
Organism: Mycetomoellerius zeteki
Lineage: Eukaryota; Metazoa; Arthropoda; Insecta; Hymenoptera; Formicidae
Gene: Ip6k
Product: Inositol hexakisphosphate kinase
Exons: 5
Coding region: 445-1206 (253 amino acids)
Source: RefSeq, a predicted model, not a curated record
CCGAUCGCUUCCAGUCGGCGAUCAUCCUCGGCACGGUCGCGCAACGUUCGACGGAACGGUUGAUGAUCCCCCUAAUGCGGUCUUAACGAUCGCUCGGAGAGCGAUUCCAGCUGCGGUACAGACGGAAGAUUUCGGAUCGAUACUAAUUGACGACGGAUGCGCUCCUCGAUGGUGAUCGACCGUCGCAAACUGCAAACGAUCGAGCGAAUGAAGAACGGAUGACGAGAGGAUUUUCGCCGAGUAUACGAUGAACAUAUAGGAUAAGAAGAAUAUUGUAAACGAUAAAAAGAGGGCAUAUUAUGCUCCGGUAGAAACGCAUAUUCAAUCACGGAAAAAAAACAGGAGAAAAAUAUGAAGAGAGGAAAUCUCAGAUCGAGAAUCUCGUUGAGCGUCGUCGCGUUGUGACUCAUUUACGACUGCACGUGAUAAGGAUCGAUAGAAAAAAUGGUGUUCGACGCGAUGUGCGAGGAGCAGAGGAAGCAAUUCUUCAGGCAGAGCUAUGGCGCUCAUUUACCCGGGUACACGGGUCAUUGUCCCACCCUCAAAUUUCGCGUUGGAAAGAGAUUCGGAGCGAGUACGGAGGAGAUAAUGAAGGAAUUAUUGGAAAAGAAGAUUCUUAAGACUGGACCAUAUAGACCAAAGUCCGGUAGAGAAGCCGAGUUACCAAUUCUUCAGGAUAAAGAAAUCAGAAGAGAUUGGCCUAACGAAGCUGGAUCGUACAAGGCACCUCCGUACAUUCUAGGAUAUACCGGAUAUAUUCCUGGUUUCAACAACAGAUUUGGUCUAUCCUUCAUGAGAGCUGUGGAAGCUGGUGCCAAAGAGUGGCACGAGGCACAAAUGAAACUGAGAGCGCAACGAGAUGCGAUGAGGGCUCAUGCCGAGCGGACAGAUCCAAGAAAUCUUCUAUCCCGAGCGAGAACCGACAAUGUGGAUAUUGAGAUCGAUCACGGUCAUGACAAAGACAGAAGGACCUAUGAUUAUCAUGUCUCCCCAGAAAGACCGCCAAUUGUCGGUUAUACAGGCCACAUUCCAGGAGCGAAGGGAGAAGUCGCGCUUUCCAAGAGAUACGCUCAAGCCGCUAAAAAAGGAUUAGAACGUGUCCAAAGGGAACGUGAAGAAAGGCUCAGUAGGACUAAAGAUAUGAGCGCUGUUGAGAGAGUCCUUGACAAUGCGUAUCUCGACGAAACAGGACACACGCGUGCAUAAGAUGACACAGGAAUAUGGU